Molecule: messenger RNA, 312 nt
Organism: Staurois parvus
Lineage: Eukaryota; Metazoa; Chordata; Amphibia; Anura; Ranidae
Source: the annotation of a GenBank genome assembly
CCAGCAGUGCCAGCCACCAGUUCCGCCCACCUGUGCCCAGCAGUCAGUGCACCCUCCUGUGCCCAGCAGUGCACCCACCUGUGCCACCCAGCAGUGCCACACACCUGUGCUCAGAAGUGCCACCUACCUGUGCCAAGCAGCGCCACCCACCUGUGCCCACCCACAUGUGCCCACCAGUGCCACCCACCAGUGCCCAACAGUGCUGCCAGUCAGUGCCCAGUGGUUGUGCCAGUCAGUGCCCAGCAGUUGUGCCAGUCAAUACCUAGCAGUGUCGCCAGUCAGUGCCCGGCAGUGAUGCCAGUCAGUGCCACC